This is a messenger RNA of Ornithorhynchus anatinus (platypus), 4696 nucleotides long. RefSeq names its product potassium voltage-gated channel subfamily A member 2. Gene Ontology annotation, biological process: potassium ion transmembrane transport; protein homooligomerization. The transcript is spliced from 2 exons. Gene Ontology annotation, molecular function: delayed rectifier potassium channel activity; protein binding. The record is from RefSeq and is a predicted model, not a curated record. Gene Ontology annotation, cellular component: dendrite; juxtaparanode region of axon; voltage-gated potassium channel complex. The coding region runs from base 425 to 1924 and encodes 499 amino acids. NCBI's taxonomy places the organism in Eukaryota, Metazoa, Chordata, Mammalia, Monotremata, Ornithorhynchidae.
UCUUUUCCACGAUGACUCACCAUUAUUUUUAACCCGGGCGAUGGGAAGCGAUGGGAAUCUUGGACGCUCGAUUCCGUAGCUAGGAUCUCCCCUCCCCUCCCCCCACGACCCCCUGCCCCCCGCACCCGCUUUCCCGCAACAUGUCCGGCCCGCGGUGCCUGCAGAAGCCCCAGCUCUCCUGAGAGCAGAGAGUCCCGCCGCCCCGUCGCCGGCCUCCUCCUUCCUCCUCUUCCUCCUCCUCCUCCUCCUCCUCCUCUUCUUCCUCCCGGGCCUCCAGCACGGCCCUCCCCGUCCGGCCCCCUCUCAUGAGCCACCCCGAGGCCUCCGCCCUGUCCUGCCAGAGGAGAGUAGCGACGUCGCCCUGAGAGCCGCCUCCGGCCAGCCGGACGGUCCGGGUCCAGGACCCCCCCGCCCAGCCCCAACUAUGACAGUGGCCACCGGAGACCCUGCCGACGAAGCCGCCGCCCUCCCCGGCCACCCCCAGGACACCUACGACCCCGAGGCCGACCAUGAGUGCUGCGAGCGCGUGGUGAUCAACAUCUCCGGGCUGCGCUUCGAGACGCAGCUCAAGACGUUGGCCCAGUUCCCGGAGACCCUCCUGGGCGACCCCAAGAAGCGGAUGAGGUACUUCGACCCGCUCCGCAACGAGUACUUCUUCGACAGGAAUCGGCCCAGCUUCGACGCCAUCUUGUACUACUACCAGUCAGGGGGCCGGCUCAGGCGGCCCGUGAACGUCCCCCUGGACAUCUUCUCGGAGGAAAUCCGGUUUUACGAGCUGGGCGAAGAGGCGAUGGAGAUGUUCCGGGAAGACGAGGGCUACAUCAAGGAGGAGGAGCGCCCGCUGCCCGAAAACGAGUUCCAGAGGCAGGUGUGGCUUCUGUUUGAAUACCCGGAGAGCUCCGGGCCGGCCCGGAUCAUCGCCAUCGUGUCCGUCAUGGUCAUCCUGAUCUCCAUCGUCAGCUUCUGCCUCGAGACGCUGCCGAUCUUCCGCGACGAGAACGAAGACAUGCACGGCGGCGGGAUGAGUUUCCAUCCCUAUCCCAACAGCACCAUCGGGUACCAGCAGACCACGUCCUUCACCGACCCUUUCUUCAUCGUGGAGACGCUGUGCAUCAUCUGGUUCUCCUUCGAGUUCCUGGUGCGCUUCUUCGCCUGCCCCAGCAAAGCCGGCUUCUUCACCAACAUCAUGAACAUCAUCGACAUCGUGGCCAUCAUCCCCUACUUCAUCACCCUGGGCACCGAGCUGGCCGAGAAGCCGGAGGACGCCCAGCAGGGCCAGCAGGCCAUGUCGCUGGCCAUCCUGCGGGUCAUCCGCCUGGUGCGGGUCUUCCGCAUCUUCAAGCUGUCGCGCCACUCCAAGGGGCUGCAGAUCCUGGGCCAGACCCUCAAGGCGUCCAUGCGCGAGCUGGGCCUGCUCAUCUUCUUCCUCUUCAUCGGGGUCAUCCUCUUCUCCAGCGCCGUCUACUUCGCCGAGGCCGACGAGCGGGAAUCCCAGUUCCCCAGCAUCCCCGACGCCUUCUGGUGGGCCGUGGUGUCCAUGACCACCGUGGGCUACGGGGACAUGGUCCCCACCACCAUCGGCGGGAAGAUCGUCGGCUCCCUGUGCGCCAUCGCCGGGGUCCUGACCAUCGCCCUGCCCGUCCCCGUCAUCGUGUCCAACUUCAACUACUUCUACCACCGGGAGACGGAAGGGGAGGAACAGGCUCAGUAUCUGCAGGUGACCAGCUGCCCAAAGAUCCCAUCUUCCCCCGACCUCAAGAAAAGUCGAAGUGCCUCGACCAUAAGUAAGUCAGACUACAUGGAGAUCCAGGAAGGGGUCAACAACAGCAACGAGGACUUUCGAGAGGAGAACUUGAAAACAGCCAACUGCACCCUGGCCAACACAAACUAUGUGAAUAUUACCAAAAUGCUAACGGAUGUCUAGUGGAAACCCAUCAGCCUAUUUAAAGCUCAAGAGGAACUCACGCAAGCGUUGCGUCAUAGCCUGCCUCGUAGUUGAUGUGUUCGACGGUGUGUAAUCGGUCCUGCAUGGGAAGCCAUAGAUGUGCAAGUGACUUUUGACUUUUGAUUUUUUUUUUUUCCCGAUGUAGAAUGCAGAAUACCUACCUACCACUUUCCCGCCGGUGUCCAGCCCGGGCCUCGAGGUCUCCCGAGAGGCGGAGGGGUCUCGGGGAGGUCGGUGGGGCCCACCGAAAACUCCCGCCCGCGGCCUGGCCCCCAGGCGUCGGUGAGCUCUCCACCGUGGGAUUGCACUUGGCCCGUCGAGUCGCACACGCCCGGAGGAAGUGGUACCCGUUUAGCUUUGAAGCUUCGGUAAUUAUACGAAAAGGUCAUCCCCAUUUUGCAUUUCAAAAGACCGUACGUCCGUGUGUUUGGAUCGUUUCUGUGUCACGGCUUGGGGUUUUGAAUUUCCGUUGCCAAGCGGGUGCUCCAGAGGGUUGUGUUUCAUAACUAAAAAUGCUGCAUUGGUCUCUUUCUCUGCAGUGUCAGGGGGAGACUCAUGGGAAGGACAAUUAGCAUGACGGAGGAUUAGUGGUUAAGUCUUAAAUUUCCCACUCCAGUCCUGGGGAAUAAGCGAACAAGCGAACCAACUGAGGAACCUGCCCUCUUAGGGUUCAACCAUCCUUCGCUGUUUUCAGGAUCACCAAAGACACAUCAAUUCACGUGUUGUACCUGGAGUUUCCUAGCACCCUUCUUCUCUCAUGCCGGGGCAACCAGCCUGUGGCCUAUGAUAUAUUUACAAUGCAGUGAAAUCUAUCAGUGAUACAGUACAGCUGCAUGAGUGUUUGCUGCAUGACUCUCGAUAUUUAUUGCCCACGAGAUAUCUAUUUUCUUAGUAGACUAUUCAGUAUUCACGUUGAUAGUGUUUCUCUUCUUUGAUGGCAUUAUGGCAGGUGCUUCCCUUUGGGGGUAAAAGGGGGAGGGGGCCCUCGACCAGAGGAAAGAGGGCGGGCAAGCAGAUCUUUCUCUCUCCUCGGCAGUGCCUCCAGGCAGGGGCCUAGACACCAGGGAAGGUGACCUGAAAGAGGAGAACACCUGAGCUUGUCCUGAGACUGCACCUUAGGAAUCUGUCUUGUCAGGAGCGUGAUUUUGCAGCUGAGCGUAGAGUCUGGAGGUCGGGUGGGUCUGUGGGACCGGUGUCUAACCAGCUAUCAUCUACGUGUGCUCUGCUGUCGACCUAGCUGUAGAAAUAGUUGCAUUCAGACAUCGUAUAAGCUUAUGCAAUAUCGUUGACACGGCAGUUUAUGCAUGUGUUUGACUAUGUGCACUAGAGUAUAUAUAUAUAUAUGCAUAUAUAUAGCUAUAUAUAUGUGUAAAUUAUAUAUAUAUAUAUAUAUAUAUGUUUGCUGGAGUUAAGGUUUAGUGUGCAAAGCCAUUGUUGUCUGGGUUAGGGAACCCACAGAGACAUGGUUUUUGACCAUCACCUUUGAGACUCCAGGCUGCGUGGUUCCUUAGGCCCUUAGCAAUGUCUUUUUGCCCUCAACGUGCUGCAGCUUCAGUUGCCCUCAGCUGAAGCUUGUCUUACUCAGUGCACAGGGGCCUCUGGCCCUCCCAGUCCUCCGCGACGCCCCAACUGUCCUGAACCCCCCAGGCGUCCUCCCCCCAACCCCGUCCACCUUGCCCCCGGACAGGAUCAUUACCCUAAGGGGCCUUGACCCCUUUCCAUCCCUCCCACCCCAACCUGCUUGGUUUUCUUAUUUGCUAGCUCCAUUUCUUCCGAGCCACUGGGGGCUUUGGGAGGGGGUCCCGGAAGCACCGCCCACCCCAGCGCACCCCGAUUGGGAAUCCAUGAUGGCGGGAAUUGGGGUUCCUGACUCUGAACAGGGCAUCUUGCUGGAGAGCCAACAAAGCAGUUCAACUCUCAGUCCUACCGUCGCUUGUCUCUUGGGGAGACGGCGAAGGAGAGGAAAGCUGUGGAAGGGGGUAGGUCCUGCUUUGACUGGUUCAUUUUGACUUGGGGACUCAAAGGAGCAAUAAGUUAAAUAGGGGUGGACGUCCUCCCCUUUCCCCUACUCCCCUCGCUUUCCUCCUCCUCCUCUUUCUCCUCCCUCCUCCCUCCCCUUCUCUCCAUCAGAGCAAAGCCAUUCCCCACCUGGGUUUCAGAAAACUUUGCAAGAUCUGAGUUGUGGGUUUUUUUGAUGUUUUUUUUUCUUUAAAUGUUGUUUCAGGGGAGGGGCUAAAAAUAGAGAGAUUUACAGCAGUUCUGACAAGGAGGAGAAAAAUGACAGUUAUCUGAGAUCUGUCAGAGGCAUAAACACAAACACACCUUGAAAAAACAAGCCACACACACACACACACACACACACACCUGUUCAAACACAACAUACGGUGUAGAACCGUCACUUCUCAACUCCUGGCUCCACAUUUACAAGCACAAACAGGGAAUCACUGAGUCCCUCCCAGGUUUCUCUCACAAGGCCCCAAUUCAUAGCAAAUUCCUUCACUUUCCUUGGUCAGGGUUCUGCUGUCCCCAGUCCAACAGACUUCUCAGGACGCAAAUGCCCCCGACAUCCGCCAGGAGUGCGAUUGGGAUAGGGACAGAGGAGGAGCCUGGCUUUUUCCCAAGGACACAACUUCCAGAAGGAAACGGCCACAGCCAGUGUUCUCGCUGUGCUCCCGAGAUGGCUCCAAUGGGCCCAUUUGGAGUGGCCAAACUGAUGGCCGUCUUGGGAACCGAGAGCGUUGUAAAACAGAU